ACUUUUAUGGUCAGUGAAGCUGAAGCCCUGCUUCUGGGUUGCCCAUCUCCAAGACCUUUCAGAUGUUACUAGGUAAUGAUAAGAAAUAACUCCACGGUGUGAUGCAGAGACGUGGAAAUUUAAUUGAGGAAGUCUUCCCCAGUGAAAACAGUACCGUCAGACUUCAUCCAGUAUUCUGAUUAAAGCAUGUUGACAGGCGUCGAACUUGGCACUUCUGGAAUAAACUUCCAUGUCUUAGGUCUUCUCAUACCACUGGACAGUACAAAAUGCCUGAAGUGAUUGUGCAGAACACUUCAUAAAAAGAAAAAAAUGAGGUGUGCUAGCGAGCAGGACAGCAGCACCCGUCUGGCAUGUCUUGGGGAGAUAGCUUUGCUGUUUCAAGUUUCUUGGCGGGAUCUGAAGUUGGUGGUGUUUGCAGGCCUCCUGCAGGCUGAGCCCAUGAGCUUUCCUGCCAACAAAACCAGCCUGAUGGAUCACAGCAAGAUUGGGUGUAUCAAUCUGGCCAGACCUGCCAGCCAACGUUACAUAGAGCUCUCUGGUGGGGAAAAAGAGAUGCAGAAAGUGCUGCCAUCAGUCUUCGCUUGCACUUAGCUAGACCCGUUGACAUUCACGGAGCGUAAUGGCAGGAAAGCUUUCCAAAGCCAUUUGACUCCAAAAAUUUGAGUUAUCAUCAUUGUCGUGUCUCGGUCUGACAGGGAAAAUGAUUUGUCGGUCAAAACGUCUCGUAAACACGCACAUUUGAUUCAAUUUAAUCAGAGGCAGUCCCUCACUCUGAAUCCGAAAGGCUCGUCCGCAAGUGAAGGAGGAAUGAAAUUGCAGAUACUUCAGAGCUGCCCCAUCAACCCUGAACCCUGCUGAAUUCACGCCCUGGUGAUACAUCAAUGUUAAAGGGAUGCGACUGGUAAUUCUGCCUGGCCGUUGAGCUGCCUUGUGUCAACCUGUUUCUAACGGCUGCUAUCAAUGACUUUUCUUGCUGGGUGUUCUCAGGUUGCUGCUGCAAUUAGAAGACUUAAUUGGUUUCAAAUGAAAGCCGAGAUUCCUGCAUUCCCCAGGAGUUGGAGUUUUCAUUAAAACCACCACCCAAUAUCAUGAGACUUGCAAUUAAAUUCCUGAGCUGCCAACACAGUUGCAAAACGCAGCAGUGCUACUUUUCCAACUUAAAAGCAAAACCUGUUCCUUUGCUCCGCGUCGUGCGAGUCUGCAGAGACAGUGUGCAGGAAGAUGGGCAGAGGCUGGGAGCACUUUCAUCUUAAUGGGGCUCUGCGUGUGUGUGAGCAUCCCGGGGGGAGCCCUCUCAGGGGGGGAAGAGCUUCAGAGCCCGCGGCAGUGUGCAGUGCCGAUAAGGAGAUGAAACAAUAGCUGCGACACGAGAGCCUUCGCACAAUUACUUGGGCCGCUGUGAGACCUCUCAAACGCUGCAGUGGAGCCCAAGCCUGGAGCCUCUGCAGAGAUUUAGCGAUGCGCAAGCCGUGCUCUGGCAGAGGUGGGAAACCUGAGAUGUCCUUGCUUGAGAUCCAGAAGUGGAGCCAAGGAACCAUUCCCAAACUUCUUGUAUUAUUGAUAUCUCGUUUCCUCAUUAAUGCCACAAAGAUUUAUGUGAAGGGACUUCCACAGUGCUAAUGGAAUUACCCACCUAAAUCUCCUCCGCAACGAUGGCAGGGAACGCUCCGGUUCUCCGCCCUCAUGUUAGUGCUGGUGGUCUUAUUAAAGUGCUUCUGUAGCCAAGCAGCCUUCCUCAAAUGCUUAGAGUGGCUGGAUUCAUCACUGAACCCACCGCCCUGAGAGACAGAAUUGGAGUGGUUUCAUUCACGAAGCCUUGCUGCCGGGUCUCGUUAGUGAAGCUUUCUUCUCUUUUAUCUACCACCCACUGGUCUCCUCACUUGAUCCUGUUCUCCCAGCUGAAUGCUCUGAAGUUUGCGCUUGGUUUUGGUGCCUCCAGGCCGUGGGAUAGAAGAAAAGCUUGUUUGCCAUAGCAACCCCCGUGCUGAUUCUGCUUCUCAGGUACAAAGCACCUUCCAGCAGAUACAUGUCAGCAUUUAACAUGAACUUUAGAAAUUGUUGGUCGUUUAGAGCAAGAAUGAUCUGCUGUAUAAUGAGAUGCCAAACAGAAAAUAAGAGAGAAGUGCACUGCAGCUCUGAGCAACAGUGACAGGAUGAUCCUGGGUGAGCAGGAGAUGAAUCAAUGGAAUUUCAACGAGGGAAAAGGCGGAAGAAACACACGUAGCACUUGGAGUGGCGUGCAGAAAUGCUUGUAGAGGUCCUGACGUGUGUGAGGAGGGUGUUGAUCAUCUUUCUCAGACUAAUCUGCAGGAAUUGCUGACCAUACCGGGAUUUUUCUGUGGGAGAGAAGCAGAGGUGGCCUUUCCUGAAAGCCAAGAGCAGGUGUGCUCGUCGCUAGAUCGCAGCAAGCGCAGCUGCCUGGAGUCCAGCCACAAGUCAGGGACUGUCCCUCAGGACAAAGCAGCAUGGCCUUGCUGUAGCAGAGGGUGAGCAGCGCGGUUACUUCUAGGACCUGCUGUGCGAGAGCUUGGGGCUUGGAUUGGCUCCCGCUUGCAGAGGUGUGUGGUUGUCCAAAGAGAUUUUUCUGGCUGAGAGGUGUCAAACGUGACGCUGUUGUGGGACUGCUGGUCCUUGUGCAGGAAGGGACUGACUGCAGUUUUCAGGGAGCCUGAAACUUCACAUCUGAUGUGCAAGUCCCAUCCCCUUCUGCUAGCUCAGAUGUCAGUAGUUAGGCUUUAUCCGCGUUGCUAAGUAUUGUGAUUGCUCACGGUUAACUCAUCAAAUGAGACGAGAGGAUCUCAUUACAAGGAGCUGCACUAUCUGUUACCCAUGCUGCCGUUUAAAAUGAGACUCAUUUUGUGUUGGAAUUUAACAGCACUGAACGGACUGGAUGUAGGCACAAGUAGUUUAAUUGUCCUGAAAGUCAACUUGAUUUGCCAGACGAAUGAGGAGCUUUAAUAGAGUCGAUGUGAAACCACUGUGGCUAUUCGUCCUUGCACUGGGUGAGGUGUGGCCAGUUCUCUGCCCACUGGCAAAUGGACGCAUGGCUGCUCUCACCUCCACCAGCAACAUCAUGGCUCUCUCGUACAGAAGUCACGUCUCAGUCCCUCAAAGGUGACAGUCAGCCACCGGCUUUGCUGCCCUGUAAAAUGGCAUAAUGCACAAAUUAAUCUGGGCUCAUUCCUAAAUCCUAUGCUGCGUUACUGAAUAAGCUGGACACAAAUUACAAGCAGCCUUUGUCCUUUUUCAAAAUGUCAGGCAGAGCUGCCAAUACUCACUGUUUCUGGAAUAACUAAUUCAGACCAGCAUUUUCUGGUCAGUUCUGCAAAAAAGGCAGUGUCCUAGGUAAAACAGGUCCCUGGUUCCUAAAACUGGGAGAUCCCAGCUUCCUAUAUUCUCCACAAUACCCAAAGCAAAUAUUUUCUCAGGAUCAUAGGUUUUAUUAAAGUCUUAAAUUUUAUUUAUUUUACUUCUCAUAAAGCAUGUAAUGAGUGGAUAGCUGGAGAGAUGGGACAGAAGACCGUAUCAGCACAGUUAUGAGGAAGAAUGUGAACAUUUUUGGAUAGGUAGUGAAAGGAGGAAGAGACUGCCAAGGGCAGGCAAUCCUCAAAGACGGGGAGAAGAGGAAAGACAGGAGUGAAUAUAAAGGCUCUGCAGGCACAGGCAGAAUUUGGGAUGUAAUUUACCAUAAGAUUAGCAAGAACGGGUGCAUUUACAUCGCACGGAAGAUCAAGGUUGGCGGUUGGCAGCCUCCUCCACAGGGAGCAGGAAAGCUGCCCUCUUGUUCUGUGUCUUCCAUCUCAGGGGUCAGCUAAAUGUUUCCAGGGAUGCUUUAUGAUUUCCAGCUGAAAAGUACCCGCUGAGCUUUAACUUAUUCCCUUGGAGCGACUCCUGCUGCCUCUCCCAAAUGCUUGGGUCCCUAUUGCAGGGCUUCCUAGGCUGCACUGUAAACAAUAAGUGGUUAAAAGUCAAUGAGGAAAGAAAAUGCUGGUUAACUAAUCCUAAUCAAAAUUGCUCCUAGACGAUGUGCAAACUCUGAUCCACCUGUGAUGGGCACCGAAUUUUCUUUCAAACUCAGCUUUAGAUGCUUUUUAUGGGCCCUUCUCUUCAGCAUUUUCAUGUGCCUGUUAUUUCUGCCACUGUUUGCUACUGCGGAGUCUGAUUCUUCAGGUCAGGGGACGUUUUGUCACUGACUGCCACAUUGACAGGCACAGGCUUCAGAAGGUGGGGUUUGUUGUUUCUUUUUUUUUUUUUAAUUUGCAAACAGAAAAUGGUAAGAGGAGAAGCACAUGUCUUCUGAUGGUGAUUAUGCUAUCAGAAGCACGUUGGCAUAAUGAAGGGAUAAUUACUAACUAUGCUGGGCUCUGUUUUCACACAUUUAUGACGAUUAGGUGUGGGAGCGGGCGGGUUGUCACUGAUUUUAGGCAAAGCCCUAAAAGGAGUUUAAACACAGAUGGGGAAAACAGUUCAUCCUUCGUAGCCCACCUCUGCAUUUCCAGCAGGAUUCAAAUCACUGAGCAGCAGCAAAUGCACGGCGUGGAGCUGCGCAAGCAAUGCCCGGUCACUGGAAUUCUCCAUGGGAGCAAGAGGCGAGGUGGUAAGUAGUAAAAUACUGGGAGCAUCAGAACCAGCUGCAAUAUCAGAAGGUUUUGUAUCAGCUUAGCACCCUCUUGCAAAUGCAUACAGAGUAGGAAGGCUUUUGCCCAAAUUUAACUUGUCUUUGCUUUGGAUCCUGUACAGUGGUCCCACGCAGAUCUGUAGUUCUCCAUCGCAAAACCUCCAGCCCAUGAUCUGCUGGCAGGAUGACUUUGUCCGAGGGACAGUGCUGGGCGGCGAUACUACCAUGGGAUAAAAGACUUCCAGCACUUGCUCUGCUUCCCACCCUUUCAUACGAUACUGAAAGGCAUAUCCUCGUGCUGCCACUGAGCAGACUUGAAGGCCAGAGACCUCAAGCCCACACCUCCCUGCACAACCCGAACCUUAUUUUUCAAACCUGUCGUUAGCGCUGGACAGCCUCUUGGCACUCAACUUGAAACGCAUAUUUUUCUCCUUAUACGGCCUAAACCACUGACACUGACUAUUUUCAGUGAUUCAAGGAUGUACAUCCCAUGAUCAGUCUUAUGGAUUUGCUCCAGAUUUUGUUGUGUUAAUUACCAUUCCAGGUGGCUAUGAGUUAAUUAGUAAGCUAUGUGUUUCAGGGUGCACUAUGUCCAUAUAUAAAUAAAUCGUUACUGAAUAAAGGGUGCACCGAUAUAACAUAUUUGAUGAUGUGGCAGAAAUGCUCUGGCUUGCACAGGACAAUUGAAAUGUAUAUAUUAUUAGUGACCAUAUGCAGUUCUUUACAUUAAUUGGCUUCAUCUGGAUUUGGGUUUUGGAGGUCUGGGCAUAAGGGGCUUGAUCUGGACUCAUCAGUUAUUAUUUAUAACGGCCUGAUUUUCAUUUCCUUAAUCUUCAGGCCAGCCUGUGCUUCGUGAGAUAUAAUGAUCUUCCCUCAGGUGCUGAAAGGCAACCUGUUUGGGUCUGGAUAUCUGGGAAAGAUGAUACAAAGCCAGCAAGAUCUACCCUUGGUAAGGUGCUACCAGUAUCUUCUGUCCUUGAGUCCAGUGUCUCUCAAGUGUUUUCUUCCUAUUUGUCACCCUUGAAGGUCGCCUUAGCACACAGAUGGCUCCAGUUCAAUGAAGCAUGGAGGAAAGCAGCCAGAACACGGGUGGCAGCCAUCCCCGGCAGCGUGUGACAGAUUGAGAUUUUUUGUGUCACCACUAAGCAGGAAGCAAAGCAUGUGCUCUUUGCUCCCACCACCCAACCUGCAAGUGCCUUCACUCUGGGGUGCCUGCCCCACCUCCAUGGGUAUGUCUGGGCCUGAAUCUGUUGGCUUUUCCAUUCCCCUCCUCUGUCUCCACGAGGCCAAGUUGCAGGGCUGCAUCCUUCCCUUGCAGAGCAGUGCUGGUGCCAGGGAAAAAGAGUGGGAUGAAGGAGGCAGAGAGGAUCAGCAGGGUGUGUGCAGCGACUCUUAUAGAGGCCCUUUGGCAUGGCAGCACCCGCGGACACACACCUUGGUGGGUUCAGGAGCUCCCUGUGGAUGGGGAGGUCCAUAUCUCAUCAAUAGCAUCCAUCCCAUCCUUGCAGCAAGAUCUCUGUGACCACAGCAGUACAUUUCUGAAGAACUACAGAGCGCUUUCUGGCAUUAAAUUCCAUCUUGCUGACAUAUUGGUUGAGUCAAUGCCCCACUCAGCAUCCAGAAACGCAGCCUGGGACUAUUAGCACAGUUCAUAAUUUCAGCAGUGCUUAUGAGCCUUCAGAUUGAGUCGGUUCUCUCACCGGCGUCAGCGUCUACUUCAGCAUAAUUUUAUAUAUAUUUUUUAUUUUUUUUUUUAAAAACUCCUGCCUUCUCCCCCAGACCUCCUGGAGAUUUUAAUGCAUUUAAAUGAAAAAGCUGAACAGUUCCCUUUUCUCAUUCGCAUUAUGCAGCAUUGCCCUUCUCUAUACUUUAUCCUAUUUCAGAGCUGUCGUGCAAACAAAGCCAACUAAAAAAAAAAAAAGAAAUCAUUAAAGAAGCGUGCAUCCUGUCAGCCUUCUGUCUCAGCUCCUUCUCUCACUGUAUGUGCAGGGAGAAAUCCCUUCUCCUGCUUGCCCUCCUCUUUCAGGUGUUUUCAUUUCUUUCCUAGCUGUGAUCUAAUAUUUCUGUGAUUCCCCAGAGUGCUCUGGUCUGCUCCAGUUUCCCAGUAAACAAACCCCUACUCCCUUCCUGCCCCGUCAGGUAGUAGUCACUGUUCCAGGACCACGGAACUACUAUUUUUCUAAUGCAUUUUUAUUGUUUUUUUUUUUCUCUAACUAUUCCAGAAGUGGGAAUUCUCCUUUUCUGUAAAAUCUGUCCUGUGAAGCACCCUGUACUGCUAGGAGAUCCCCUUUUCUUUAUCCAACUGAGUAUAUCUGGAUGAAGCAGUCAUUGUACCUUUUUCCUCCAUCACUGCAGUAUCUGAUUGGUUUUAAUACUAUUUCUUGUUCCCUUUUGUAUCACGAGUCAGUUUUUAAGGAAGACUCAGUGAUAGGUCUUCAACAUGCGUUGCUUUUUUUUUUUUUUUUUUAAAUUGUUAUUAUUAUUCAAGUAUGAUUGCCAGGCUAGCUUAUCUUAGCCGCCUUCAUCGUGCCAAAAAAAAUUAUGCUCUGGUAAGCCUGUCCCUUUUCAUGUCCCUGCCUUUUGAUCAUUUGGCUAUGCUGAACAGUCAUUCUUCUGCAAGGUAACAGCAUGGGUUUCCACGGGAUUAUCAUGUUGGCCGCAGAAAAGAAGUCCUCUUUAGCAGAAACUAAACAUGGAGAAAGUGCAUCCAGCUCUGGGGGUUCAUUGGUGGACAGUUGCUGGUGGCAGGGGGCUGUCAGCGGGAAGCAUCAUUUGCUCUCGCUCUUAGCAUGAGCGUGUGGCACUUGUUACUGGCUCUCCUGGGCAACAACCACAAACUCAUCCCAAACAUACCCAAAAAACCUCCCCAAAAAGGGAAAGCCAAAGGAAAAUGAGGGGAAAAAAAAAAACCAAACCCUAAUGAAUAUCCCAGGAAAUGGAAAUAUGAUGGUGUAGGGCUCAAAAGAGCAAAAUGCAAAUUGUUCUUGUGGGACGAGUUAGUAUCUUGUUCUUGCUGAAGCUCUUUGUGAGAGGAUGAGGAAGUUGGCGGAGCUCUGGUGGGCAGUUUGCACCGAUCACAGAUGGAGAGAGCAAGAGACACCGGAGCAGGUAUGCGACAAGAGGGUCAAGUCUUUCACCCGUAUUCCUCUAGUCUCUGGUAACCCACAGAGCCCCCUGAUGGCCAAGAGACUGCUUUUCCAGAGAGGAAUAUAUCCUGGUAGCAAGACCUCCAGUUUGUGGUAAAAAUAACUAUUACUUCCUUCACAGGCCCACAGAAAAGCACCUGCCUGGACAGCAGGAGACCAGCAAAUCACGGGUAAGAAAGUGGCUCUGCCAACUUCUGUGCAGAAAAACUAUCAGUGAGUUUAGGCUGCCCCAUCUUCACCUCUCCCUGGGAAAACUUUGGAUUAUCUUGAUUUUUAUCUACACAUGGAAAGUGAAAUGGUCUAAAUCUUAAUGAUUUUUGGGAUAGGGGCUGCUUCUCAGUUUCAAUAAACACAUUAGACUCUUUGUCGGUGGAAGUCGCUGUUUGGAAUUCAUGGUACGUUUUAAAGUUUCUUUCAAAGAUUACUUUUUUUUUUUUUUUUUCCCUCCUCUCAUGUAUCUCAGAAGAGCCAGCCUGCCAAACUGCUCCAGGAAGCUCUUCUGGGAUAGAGACAUCCAUCUCGGUGUACGGUCUGUACUUGUGAAGCAGAGCACAAAGCCCUUUUCCCAUUUAAUCCAUAUUAAUUACCUCUCUGCAGCUCCUCUAUAGUUCCCACUCAGCCCUGGCACCAAAACAUGUGCGACUGCAUCUUGAACAAACCGGAGCCUUUUCACUGCACACCUGGUCUCCUCCUGUCCUUUAGCCGUGUGACUGACAUCUCUUUCGGUGCUCAUGGAAGAAUAGAUGCACUCGCGGGGGAAGCAUGAUGCCAAAAAACAAGGGCUUGAGUCUCAUGUCAGAGGCUGAUUUCCUCCGAGACCUACGAAAAGUCACUUCUCAGACUGUCAAAAGGUCUUGCUGCCACAUUUGGCUGUUAGAUCUCCUAAAACCAAAGAAAUCCUGAGCACCCUUGAAUCGGCCGCUUGAGAAAAUGAGGCGCAAGCGGGGAGGAAGAGAAGCGGUGCGGAGGAGGAGGUGCCGGGAUGAGGCACAGAGAGGCUGAGUUGCGUCCAUUGCUCAGCAACAACUGCAGCAUUUCUUUUCAUUACAAGCCCACAAUUAGCAAGGACUUAAAGGCUGGCUUGCUUUGGGGUUUUUUGGAUACUUCAGAAGAUGUACAGUGGGAGUUGUCAUGCAUUUUCUGAAGGAAACGUGUCCUAAGGAGAAGCAGGAUCCACAGACCAUGCCCAUGCUAGUGAGCCCUGGAGGAGAAAGGCAGUGCUGGCAGCACCUUCGUCUGAAAGCCAAAGGAAGUCCUUCACCUGCUUGUCUUGAGCGCCAAGGCAAGGGAAAAGCAGCGGGGAUGCUAGGGACUGGCAGGCCCCUAACACGGACUCUGCUCACACCUUGUUAGCUCCAGUGUGCGACACCAUUUGGGACAUCAGGAUGAAGUGUCGGGGUGCAUGGAACAAAGGGACCUCAGGGAUAUCAUGACUACAAUCAGUGGCACAUCCCUGGUCUUCUGCCUGUUCUUGUUCACCAGCACGUGAGUGUACUACAAGCAACAGACUUCCUCUGAGUGACUGACCAUCCUGGUGGGCUGUCGAGGUCCAUGCUCUUCGUCAUCUUCCUCACAAUCUUUGGCAACUCGGGGAGACGGGGGUCUGGUGAAAGACUCCAGGCAAAGACAUUCUGCAAAAUUUUCACCUGCCUCUUCCUCUGUGAUUCUCGCCUCAUCCGCUGGCCUUAUGUUCGUGUUUGGCCUCUACAAUGUCAAAAAGAUCCCCUACCAAAAGAGAAGGAAAAAGCAAGCGCAGUUUUGUAAGCCCAGCAACUGCAUACCGAAGAAUGGUGUGUUAUGGGAUUGAACAGAUUUCCUGGGGCAGCCAGUAUGAAUAUGGAGUUGAAAAAGGUGUUGAAUAACGCAAAAGAAUUUUUGAUGAUAUACACUGUGUUCCACUUCUGCUAUUGUACUUUUGUGAGAUGGGAUUCCUUUGGACUCACUCAAAACCAUGCUUUCCUGCAGCAAAGGUAAGGAAGAGAAUGAAGCCUUAUGCAAAGGAACUGCAUUAAUGCUGCAGUACAUCUAUGAGAUCAGCUGCUGUUUGCCAGCAGAUUGAAUAGCAGAGCUCUAUUGACUUCUGUGAAACUGAGAAGGAAUUGUAACUAAGUCUGCAAAGCCACGUAUGGAGAAUAACUCUCAAAAGUCAAAAGAAAUUCUGCAGAAGUGCAAACAGAAAAAAUGGAUCUGGCGAACCUUUUGAAAAUUUACAGUAAGUAGAUGUUUGUAGCUAAGAACGACUUGUCUGAAUUGAUGUGGUGAUGACACAGAGAAGCAACAGAUGGCACAGAGCUGUCCCUGCUCCAUUCAUCACGUCAACGACUGGAAACAAUGACAAUACCACACUGGCUCACUCCAACUAAUGGAGCCCAGCAAACAAAUUAGCCUGACUGGCAGGAGGUCUCAGAAAAGUAGACUGAAGUCUGCCUUGGACGGCUCGAGAGGUUACAUGGCUAUGGAUCACAUCGCUGGUGAAAGAGGUGCUCAGUCUGUUGGGAAGCGUUAUCUGGCAGAGGUGCUAGCUGAGGCACUGGAAGCUGUUAAGAGGAAGAAUGCCGUUCUGAUGGCUAAUCCCAGUGCUGUCUGCAAUGGACAUCUACAUCAUCAUCAUCAGAAACAGAAUAACCUCUUAAAAAGUGGAAUCUGUAAGAAAAAUGGAAUUACUAAAGGAAUUAAGAAGAAUGGCAUAUCAAAUGGAACUCUCUACAAAAAAAAAUUUGUUGAGCACUUUGAACAGGCGCCAAUGUAUGUCGCUGUUUUUACUUUCCUGGGUUUUGGAGUGGGAACAAUAUUUGGCUACCUGCGAGAUUUUAUGAGAGCCUGGGGACUAGAAAAACGCAACGUUGCUACAGAGAGAGAACAACAAAAAGACUUUGUGCCACUUUAUCAAGAUUUUGAGAACUUUUACACCAGAAACCUCUAUAUGAGAAUACGGGAUAACUGGAAUCGUCCAAUUUGCAGUGUCCCUGGGCCACAGUUUGACCUCAUGGAACGCGUUACAGAUGAUUACAACUGGACGUUUAGGUUUACAGGAAGGAUUAUCAAGAAUGUAAUCAAUAUGGGUUCUUAUAACUACCUCGGCUUUGCAGAAACGGAUGUUAAUGCUUUGAAAACUGUGACCAUAGAGUUACAAAAAUAUGGGACAGGAAUCUGCAGUACCAGACAGGAAAUGGGCACCCUAGACAAACAUGUAGAACUGGAGAAACUUGUGGCCACGUUCCUUGGUGUGGAAGAUGCUAUGGUGUUUGGCAUGGGCUUUGCAACUAACUCGAUGAAUAUUCCAGCCCUUGUUGGGAAGGGCUGCCUCAUUUUAAGUGAUGAGUUGAACCACACUUCUCUCGUUCUUGGUGCGAGGCUUUCAGGUGCUACUAUUAGAAUCUUCAAGCAUAAUAAUAUUCAGAGCCUUGAGAAGCUGCUGAGGGAUGCAAUAAUAUAUGGGCAGCCUCGAAGCCGCAGAGCAUGGAGAAAAAUUAUCAUCCUCGUGGAGGGCAUUUACAGCAUGGAAGGGUCCAUCGUGCGCCUGCCAGAGAUAGUCUCCUUGAAGAAGAAAUACAAAGCCUACCUCUACUUGGACGAAGCUCACAGCAUCGGUGCAGUGGGCGCAACGGGCCGAGGAGUUGUGGAAUACUUCGGUAUGAGUCCUGACGAUGUUGACGUAUUAAUGGGAACAUUCACAAAGAGCUUUGGCGCAGCUGGAGGAUAUAUAGCUGGCAAAAAGGACCUUGUGGACUUUUUACGAACUCAUUCUCACAGUGCUGUCUACGCCACAUCUAUGUGUCCACCCGUAGCAGAGCAAAUCAUCAGGGCAAUGAAAUGUGUCAUGGGACUAGAUGGGACAACACAAGGGCUCCAGAGGGUGCGCCAGCUGGGGAAAAACACAAGAUACUUCAGACGAAGACUGCAUGAAAUGGGCUUCAUCAUUUAUGGCAAUGAUGAUUCUCCUGUUGUCCCCUUACUCCUUUAUAUGCCUGGUAAGAUAGGGGCUUUUGCAAGACGCAUGUUAGAAAAAAAUAUUGGGGUCGUUGUGGUUGGAUUUCCAGCUACUCCUAUCACAGAAUCCAGGGCUCGGUUUUGUGUGUCAGCUGCACAUACACGGGAGAUGUUAGACACGGUUUUGAAUGCUCUGGAUGAAUUGGGUGAUUUCCUACAUCUGAAAUAUUCCCGGUAUUCCAAGUCAUCUCAUCCCGAACUGUAUGAAGAAACUAGGCUUGAACUUGAAGAUUAAGUUUUCCACACAUGAAGAGAACAUUAUAAUGCUAUGAAAGGGGGGAAAACCCGAAAACUAAAGAAUAAGAACACAUUUCUUCCCUUCUAAGGACAAUUUUUGUUUCUCAGUUAAUUGAAAGGAGGGGAAGCUCGGGUGUUGCAUUUUAUUGUAUCAAAUUUCUGUAUUCAAGAGACUGAAAUAUUGAUACAGAUUUGCCUCCCCAGGAGAUCUGUCCUUCUUACGGUAUUUUUGAUGCAGAAUGAAUGCAUCCAUUGCUCGAGUUGCUAAUGUACAGCUUUUGUUAUGGCCCCUUUUUAUGAAGAGGCUUCAGAUAGUCUUAAUUGUGACUGAAAUAAUAAAGUUUAAAAACUGAAUGUAUUCCAGCGUAGUAUGGUAACAUAGCUGAGCUUCAUCGGUAAGAUUGACUUUUAUCUGCUAAAGAGCAUAAAUCAAGACAUUGGUGUGGACUGCUACAGAGGAAUGAACAGAAAGUAACCUCUUUAACUAAGUUGCCCUCUCGUGCAUUUCUCCAAGGGCAGAAAAUGUUAGAAGGCGGCUAACGCUGAGAACAAGAAAAGUAGCCUGAUCAGAUCAUAUAUUUCUGACAGCAGAUUAUGGGAAAGGGAAAAUGCCUCCUCGCCUCCACAGAUCCUUUCUCAGGCACUUAAAUACACUAUAGGCUUCAUAAUGUAGAAAAGUUUGGGCUUAGCCAUAAACAGAAAUGCUUUUCUGCUAAAACGUUUGACCUACAGCCUUUCACAUCUUAUCACAACGUAGGUUCUUCAGCAGGCUUGCUCCCUUUUCAUGUAGCAGUAGUAAAUAAUUUUAAUAACCAUUUAACUUUCCCGUAAAAACCUUGAUCAAAACAGUCAGAUACUUGCAGUUCACAAACUGCGGAUGACAUUUAUGGGCCCGUUCCUAAGUUUCUUGAACUACUUAUGGGCUUAAUAAAUUCACUAACAAGUACAUAAUGCCGGAGCUGUUAGUUAUACAGAAUGUGAAGUUCAAGAUACCAUAAGCAGUUCUGCCACCUGUUAAAUUGAAAACUCCGCCAUUCCUAAAUGGGCUAAAGUCAGCCACUUAAUAAUGAUUCUUGAAAUGUUCUUGUCUGGUUUGUGCCCGUCAGGGGUUGCUUUACUUGCCCAGUUGCAGACUCUUUUGAGUGGUUUGUUUUUCAAAUAAUUGGUUAUGUCAUCUGAGGGGGAAGACAUCCUUGUCCCCUUUUCCACUGCCCGAGUGACAAAUGCUCAAAGAUGCUUGAAGGAGUUGUUACAGCCGGCAGUUGCCCUGCGAUGCCCGCAGUAGCGUUAUUGUCAGGCUUAUGUGGGCUGAGUUGUUUGAAGGAGAUUGGAGGCUUUUUCCCUUUUUUGCAGCGCGGAAAAGCGGUUCUGCAGCUUUAAGAAUGAACUCCAAACCAUUCCACGCUAUCAAAUGUCAUUGUAAACACAUCAGAUGAGAGAUGUUUAGCUUUCUGUUGCACAGAUGUACCACACUUUCAUGUUCUCUUGAAAGCUGUGGUGUAAACUUAACCCACAGCUGCAAUAUUAGAUUUAAGAACAGAACAAUUAAAUUGCGGAGUACCAAUUACACUAUAUUACUCCCUGCUUGUUAAAGCAGCUUUCAGGAUAUAACAAGGCUGAUUGGUUAUGAGGGCCCAUUUUUUG
Messenger RNA from Chroicocephalus ridibundus (black-headed gull), 13635 nucleotides. It is a transcript of the gene SPTLC3, whose product is annotated as serine palmitoyltransferase long chain base subunit 3. Lineage: Eukaryota; Metazoa; Chordata; Aves; Charadriiformes; Laridae. The record is from RefSeq and is a predicted model, not a curated record. Gene Ontology annotation, cellular component: serine palmitoyltransferase complex. The transcript has 35 exons. Gene Ontology annotation, molecular function: pyridoxal phosphate binding; serine C-palmitoyltransferase activity. The coding region runs from base 10127 to 11989 and encodes 620 amino acids. Gene Ontology annotation, biological process: sphingosine biosynthetic process; ceramide biosynthetic process.